AUGCGCAUUGACGAUCCGUGCGCGGACUCCGGUAGGAGCGUGCGAGGGUUGCGCAUGGAUCCCGCGAAGCCGCCGAAGAUGUCGAGCCUGGCGUCCGCCAGCUGCGAGCCCCCGGGCCCCGAGCCGCAGGAGAAGAAGCCGCUGAAGCCCUGUUGCGCCUGCCCCGAGACCAAGAAGGCGCGAGAUGCCUGCAUCAUUGAGAAGGGGGAGGAGCACUGCGGGCCCCUUAUUGAGGCUCACAAGGAGUGCAUGAGAGCCUUGGGGUUUAAAGUAUGAGCGAGAUGAGCAGCAGGGCUGUAUGGAUGGUGAUUUGCUGUUGGGUGACUGGUUUCUCGGGUGGCUGAACAAUAUUAAGUUAUUUCUGCAAGCUACUUCAAAGAACAAACUUAUGAGAAAUCUAUUUAUAAAGAAUUUCUAAUAAAAACCAUAUGUAUAUUGCCUCUGUGGCACCUCCAUUAUCUGAUCUUGACUGGCUGAUAGAGAUAUAUUUUCCUCUUAAUAAAGGAUUUAAAAAUGCUCA
Molecule: messenger RNA, 520 nt
Organism: Malaclemys terrapin pileata
Lineage: Eukaryota; Metazoa; Chordata; Testudines; Emydidae
Product: cytochrome c oxidase copper chaperone
Exons: 4
Coding region: 1-276 (91 amino acids)
Biological process (GO): mitochondrial respiratory chain complex IV assembly
Cellular component (GO): mitochondrial intermembrane space
Molecular function (GO): copper chaperone activity; copper ion binding
Source: RefSeq, a predicted model, not a curated record